Messenger RNA from Macrosiphum euphorbiae (potato aphid), 1524 nucleotides. NCBI's taxonomy places the organism in Eukaryota, Metazoa, Arthropoda, Insecta, Hemiptera, Aphididae. The record is from the annotation of a GenBank genome assembly.
AUGGAAACGAACGAACAAGUAAAAAGUUUCACUCCGGAAGACGAAGACGAUCAGAGUUGGCGAAGAAUGGGGUUCGGUUCCAGAGUAAAAUAUGUCUUCCGAAACAUCACCGUGGAACCGCUGUUGGCAUUCUUUCAGGUGUCGUCCGUCUUAUCGAGUUUGACCACACAGAAUCUCAACCUGCAAAAGGCAUGCAGGGUAAAUCUAAAGAUGGACGACUACGUCUGUCAUGGAUUGGAAAACAAGAACAUGUCGUUAUACGCCGAUCAAGAAGUCCAAGUGCAGCAGCUGGUCGCGGACAUGCUCAUUUGGCAAACGAUGAUUCAGAGCAGCAUACCGUGUAUACUGGUCAUAUUCAUCGGGUCGUGGAGUGAUCGAAACAAAAAACGCAAACCGUGUAUGCUCGUCCCAGUUAUCGGUGAAAUCGUCAGAAACAUUGGCUUGUUACUUUGCGUGUUCUACUUUGACGAGCUGAGGAUGGAGGUGGCCGGUCUAGUGGAAUCGAUACCCACGUCCAUGGCCGGUGGACUUACCGUUCUAUACCUGGCCGCAUUUUCUUAUAUAGGGGACAUAAGCUCCCUGAAAAACCGAACUCUCAGGGUAGGUUUAAUGAAUUUAUUCUUUGGAGUGGCUUGGCCAGUCGGUGCUGCACUUUCCGGUGUUUUGUAUCAAAAAAUAGGAUUCUUCGGAGUGUACUAUAUCUCUACAGCGUUGUACAUAAUAGCUUUUAUCUACGGCUCAGUCAACAUCAAAGAAAAUCCAGGGCCGUUAGAACUAAAAGAGCCUACGCAGACGUCUAAACCUUGCAUGCAUCUCGUGGUCGAUUUUUUCAAUCUAAAACAUAUCAAAGAAUCAUUUCAAACAACGUUCAAAAAAGGACCGAGAAGAAGAUGGACGAAAAUUCUUAUGCUGAUGUUUACAAUAGUUCUCAUCCAAGGGCCUUCACAUGGAGAAUCUGGAAUCGCCUACUUUUACACGAGAGUUCGUUUCAAUUGGAAUGAAUUGGACUACAGUUUAUUCUCGACAUUGUUAUUUAUUGCAAACAUUGUAGGUGUUGGAUUCGCGAUAGGAGUUUUAAGCCACUUAUUGAAACUAGAUGACGCACUCAUUGGAGUGAUCGCUUGCCUCAGUAAAGUAUUCGCUGGAUUAGUAUUUGCAUUUGCACCUUCAGAAUUCUAUUUUUACAUGGGUGCUCUGGUUGAUGUAAUGAGUGGUACUACAUAUAUAGUAAUGAGAUCGAUUCUCUCAAAGAUCGUACCUCAUGCUGAACUUGGUCAAGUAUCAGCAAUAAUGGCAGUCAUUGAAACAAUAGUGCCUGUUGUGUACAAACCUUUGUACAGUGCAAUAUACAGAGCUACUCUGACCACGUUUCCAGGAACAUUUUACGUGAUUAGUUCGAUAAUGCUCACACCAGCCAUAUUUGUAUAUUGGUGGAUGUAUCGUAUAAAUAACCAGGAAGAUAAGAAAACACGUACUGUCGAAGAAAUCAAAUCAAAUGAUAAUCUUGCCUUUGAAAUUAAUUGA